Messenger RNA from Cajanus cajan (pigeon pea), 2953 nucleotides. Its product is annotated as glutamate receptor 2.9. The record is from RefSeq and is a predicted model, not a curated record. NCBI's taxonomy places the organism in Eukaryota, Viridiplantae, Streptophyta, Magnoliopsida, Fabales, Fabaceae. Gene Ontology annotation, molecular function: ligand-gated monoatomic ion channel activity. Gene Ontology annotation, cellular component: membrane.
AAUGUAAGUUGACUCAACAGUUUACUUAAGAAAGUAAUAUUAUAUAAGGAGAUUAUUCAUGAUGUCAUUCUAUAUAAGUUACAUGGCUGAUGUCAUAUGACAAAAUAUACAUGAAUCCGCGUGGGGUAACCUCUUGAAUAAAGAUUAUAUACAUCAACCAAAAGAAGUUUGUCUCUUAAUUGAAAAGGCCAAACAUGCAUGGAACUCUUCAUUAUUCCCUUCUAUGUCCGUCUUUUCUCCUUCUAUGCCUAUGGGGAAGACCCUUCCUUGAUGCAAAAGAAGCUAUACCAAUACCAAUAGGGGUAGUUCUUGAUUUGAACUCCUCGAUUGGAAGUGUUUCUAAUAGCUGCAUAUGGAUGGCAUACCAAGAUUUCUAUCAGCGCCACCCUCAUUACAAAACUAGACUUACUCUUCAGACCCGAGAUUCUGAGCAAAAUGUGGUCACAGCAGCAUCUGUAGCUCAAGAAUUGUUAAAUGAGAAGGUGCAUGCAAUCAUUGGACCACAAACAUCAGAACAAGCUUGGUUUGUUAUAGAACUUGGAAGCAAAGCUCAAGUGCCCGUAAUCUCAUUUUCUGCCACAAGUCCAUCACUUUCCUCGACUCAAAAACCUUAUUUCAUUCGCACAGCACGGGAUGAUUCCUCUCAGGUGGAAGCUAUAUCAGACAUUGUCGAAGUUUAUGGUUGGCGUGAAAUCGUCCCCAUAUAUGAAGACACUGAAUAUGGCAAUGGUCUUAACUUGUAUCUACACGAUGCCUUUGUAAAUAUUGGCACGCGAGUGCCUUAUAGAUGUGUCAUUGGUCCACACUUUGGGGUUGAAGAAAUAUCGAAAGAGCUCGAGAAGGUGAAGUGCAUGGCAACAAAAGUGUUCCUUGUUCACAUGAGCAGUGAAGUUGGGUGUAAGUUGUUUCUGGCUGCAAAGAAAUCAGGGAUGAUGGCAAAGGGGUAUGCAUGGAUAGUUACUGAAGGCCUAUCUGCAGAGGUAGACCCUAUGAUCUUAAAAUGCAUGGAUUCCAUGCAAGGUGUUUUGGGAGUUAGGCCAAGGCCAAACCACUCCAAAAGGCUUGAAAACUUCAAAGAAAGAUGGAAGGUGUUAUUAUCAGGUAAAGGAAACAAUGAGUCCAAUGGGACAAAUGUGACCAUCUUUGGAUUGUGGGCUUAUGACACUGUUUGGGCAUUAGCCAAGGCAGUGGAGAAUGUUUGGAAGCAAAACGCUCUCUCCCAAAACCAUAAUGCUACAAAUACUACCCUUCUUAACACAAUCCUGGCUACCAAGUUCCAUGGCCUCUCUGGGAGUUUCCAUUUGGUUAAAGGACAACUAGAGCCAUCAACUCUUGAAGUGUUCAAUGUUGUGGAACAAAGUGAGAGGAGUAUUGCAAAUUGGAUGCCAGAGAGAGGGCUUUCUAAAUUAAAGCAACCAAAAUGGCCAGGUAACACAACAGAGCCCCCAGCAAAGUUGAGGAUUGGAAUCCCUCCUACAAACAGUGUCAAUGAAUUCAAGAAAGUUCUGAACUUCUCUUUUGAUGUGUUUUUCGAAGCCUUGAAGAUUUUACCCUUUCCCCUGCAUUAUGAAUUCACCCCUUACAAGAUACAUGGUUCCUAUGAUGAACUUCUUAUGCAAAUUAAGGAAAAGAGGUAUGAUGCUGUGGUGGGGGACGUGACAAUUGUGGCUAACCGCUCAAAUUAUGUUGAUUUUACCAUGCCAUUUUCGGAAUCAGGCGUGGCCAUGUUGGUUUUGGCGAAGCAUGACGAGAGGCAAAACAUUUGGAUUUUCCUGAAGCCAUUUAGUUGGGACCUUUGGUUGACGACUGGUGCAGCUUUCAUCUUCAUAGGUUUCAUCGUUUGGUUCAUUGAACACCGCUCUAACUCAGAGUUCAGAGGCACUCCAAAGAACCAACUCGGCAUGGCUCUUUGGUUUUCUUUCUCAACACUCGUCUUUGCUCACAGGGAGAGGGUAGUAAACAAUUGGUCUCGAUUUGUGCUGAUUAUAUGGUUCUUUGUUGUACUCAUAAUCACGCAAAGUUAUACUGCAAGUUUAGCUUCAAUUCUGACUGUACAGAAACUUCAGCCUGCGUUUAUGGACGCAGAAGAGAUCAAAAGAAACAAUUACUUAGUGGGAUAUCAUCAGGAUUCCUUUGUGAGAGGGCUACUAAUUGAAAAGUUAGGAUUCAAAGAAUCUAAGUUAAAGGGCUACGAUGGGCCUGAGGCCUAUCAACAUGCUCUGUCCCUGGGAAGCAACAAUGGAGGAGUUGCUGCUAUUUUUGACGAAAUUGUCUUUAUUAACCUCUUCCUCAUGAAAUAUGGCUCCAAAAAGUAUCAGAUGGUUGGGCCAACAUACAAAACCGAUGGAUUUGCCUUCGCAUUCCCACGAAACUCUCCAUUGGUCCCUUACUUUUCGAGGGCAAUCACAAAUGUGACCGAAAAUAGAACUACAUUUGAUGGGAUUAAGAAGAAGUACUUCUCAAGCGACGUGAUGAGUGAAGAUGCAAGUACCUCAAUGGCAUUAGAAAGCCCAAACUUAACUUUAAAGAGCUUUGGGGGGCUUUACAUCAUCACAUUGCUCACUUCAUUGCUAGCACUCACGGUCCGUUUGUUUAAGAUGAUACAUUCCAAAUUCAUUGCUCGAGACUUUCAAAGAUCCCUUUCCGAGAUGAUGAUUGAAUUGGAAAAGCAUUUCAACAAAGAAGAGAGCUCUUUACAUUCUCCUCAAAAUAGUACUCCAGGAAUGGAGUAAGGUUCACUUGACCUUGAUGCCACCCAUGAUCAAUCAUUGAUUCACAAUGAGGAAGAUCUAAGACACAGUUAAUUAUGCCAUUUGGUGACAAAGAUAAUAUAAUACUGAAAUUUGGAGCAGUGUAUAUACAGUGAUGAACUCCAUGAAUUACUCAUACUUGAACUCCAUAAUAUGGAUGCAUAUAUAUAGAGUAACUCCUCUAGCUUAGUGAGCUGUUGAUA